GGAAAAUAUAAACUGCAGUCGAUUUUUCAGGGGGAGCAGAGCCAAUACAAACGGGAAGAAGAAGAACCGGAGAAUGCUGCAGAAUUCGCCUUCUCUUCAUCUCCUCUCAUCCAUUAAUCUUGAAAGGUAUGGAGUGUGCUAUUGAGGAGACAAUAACAUGUUGCAGUGCCUAGGAGGAUUCAAGCAUUUGUUUGCUGUCUUAUUGAAAUGCUGUGAUCUUGAUCUAUACAAGCAGCAAAAAGGUCUUGAAGAUCCGGAAAUUUUAGCGAGAGAGACUGUGUUCAGUGUGAGUGAGAUUGAAGCCCUAUAUGAGCUAUUUAAGAAAAUCAGCAGUGCUGUGAUUGAUGACGGGUUGAUAAACAAGGAAGAGUUCCAGUUGGCACUUUUUAAGACUAACAAGAAGGAGAGCUUGUUUGCGGAUCGGGUUUCAGCUUCAAAUUUUCAGGUGUUUGACUUGUUCGAUACAAAGCACAAUGGCAUUCUAGGAUUUGAAGAAUUUGCUCGUGCUCUCUCUGUUUUCCAUCCUAAUGCUCCUAUAGAUGAUAAGAUUGAAUUUUCUUUCAAACUUUAUGAUCUCAAGCAACAGGGAUUCAUAGAGAGACAAGAGGUGAAGCAAAUGGUAGUGGCCACUCUUGCUGAGUCGGGCAUGAAUCUUUCUGAUGAAGUUAUAGAAGCCAUAAUUGAUAAGACAUUUGAGGAAGCUGAUACAAAACAUGAUGGGAAGAUUGACAAGGAGGAGUGGCGCAAUCUUGUGUUACGACAUCCGUCGCUAUUGAAGAAUAUGACACUUCAAUACCUCAAGGAUAUCACUACAACAUUCCCAAGCUUCGUUUUCCACUCUCAAGUUGAUGAUACAUAAUGAUCAAACAAACUCAAAUAAAAUUUGGAAGACGAAGUUAUUUGCAUUUGCUUUCUAAACUUUGGGUGACUAAACUGUGGCUGAGCGAGUCUGUAUGGUGGAAUUAUUUUGCCAUGGAAAAACUGUGCGGGUAUUGUUUAUAUCUAAGAGUCGUACUCUGAAGGAGAAAUCACUUUUAUUCUUGUUAUUUAUUUAAAUUUUGUUCUGUGUAUAAAUUAUAUUGUUUAUAAAUUAAGUUUUUGCA
Molecule: messenger RNA, 1103 nt
Organism: Phalaenopsis equestris
Lineage: Eukaryota; Viridiplantae; Streptophyta; Magnoliopsida; Asparagales; Orchidaceae
Product: calcineurin B-like protein 3
Exons: 9
Coding region: 158-859 (233 amino acids)
Biological process (GO): calcium-mediated signaling
Molecular function (GO): calcium ion binding; kinase binding
Source: RefSeq, a predicted model, not a curated record